Messenger RNA from Setaria italica (foxtail millet), 3683 nucleotides. Its product is annotated as inositol hexakisphosphate and diphosphoinositol-pentakisphosphate kinase VIP2. Gene Ontology annotation, molecular function: inositol hexakisphosphate kinase activity; metal ion binding; diphosphoinositol pentakisphosphate kinase activity. Bases 240 to 3404 code for a protein of 1054 amino acids. Gene Ontology annotation, biological process: inositol phosphate biosynthetic process; inositol metabolic process. The record is from RefSeq and is a predicted model, not a curated record. The transcript is spliced from 31 exons. NCBI's taxonomy places the organism in Eukaryota, Viridiplantae, Streptophyta, Magnoliopsida, Poales, Poaceae.
CAUCGUACGAGAGUACGAGACCGCGAGUCCCGUCCCCUGACCCCGAACGCCGCCGCAGGCCCGCAGCGGAGAAGAGAAGAAGUGUGAGAUACGCACGCCUCCUCUUGCAGCCUCCCCUUCGCGAACUCCCCCGACAACGCGUCUCCUCUUUUCCUCACGGCACCAAAUCGCGCGUCAUCUCCCCGGAUUCGCGUGCACGCGCUGUGGACGGAUCGGGGGAGGAGGAGGUCAGGGGCGCAAUGGUGGUAAUGGAGGGUAAUGGCGGCGCCGGCAAGAUCACCAUUGGCGUCUGCGUCAUGGAGAAGAAGCGCAUACGUCUCGAUUUCCAGCGCGUGUUCUCUUCUCCAAUGGAGCAGAUUCUCGAGCGGCUCCGCGCGUUUGGAGAAUUCGAGAUAAUAAUAUUUGGAGAUAAGGUUAUUCUUGACGAUCCUAUUGAGAUUUGGCCAAACUGUGAUUGCUUGAUUGCCUUCUAUUCCUCCGGUUUUCCUCUACAAAAGGUUCAAGCUUAUGCUGCUUUGAGAAGGCCGUUUUUAGUCAAUGAAUUGGAGCCACAAUACCUCCUUCAUGACCGCAGAAAAGUGUAUGAGCAUCUAGAGAAGUAUGGAAUUCCUGUGCCCAAUUAUGCUCUUGUCAAUAGGGAAUAUCCAUACCAAGAGCUAGACUACUUCAUUGAGCAAGAAGAUUUUGUUGAGGUUCAUGGAAAACGAUUUUUGAAGCCUUUCGUGGAGAAACCUGUCAAUGGGGAUGAUCACCGAAUAAUGAUAUAUUAUCCAAGUUCUGCUGGGGGUGGAAUGAAGGAAUUAUUCCGAAAGGUUGGUAACCGUUCUAGUGAAUUCCACCCUGAUGUUAGGAGAGUGAGGCGUGAAGGAUCUUACAUAUAUGAGGAAUUCAUGCCUACUGGUGGCACCGAUGUUAAAGUUUAUACUGUUGGCCCAGGAUAUGCACAUGCUGAGGCACGGAAAUCUCCAGUUGUUGAUGGUGUUGUUAUGAGGAACCCUGAUGGAAAAGAAGUACGAUACCCUGUACUUUUGACCCCUAUGGAGAAACAAAUGGCAAGAGAUGUCUGCAGUGCUUUUAAACAGAUGGUAUGUGGUUUUGAUCUAUUAAGGUCUGAUGGGAGAUCGUAUGUCUGUGAUGUCAAUGGAUGGAGCUUUGUAAAGAACUCAUACAAGUAUUAUGAUGAUGCUGCUUGCAUCUUGAGAAAAAUAUUUCUUGAUGCUAAAGCUCCUCACCUUUCAUCAACCAUACCUCCAACUCUUCCUUGGAAAUCUGAACCUGUUCAGCCCACUGAAGGUCUUACACGACAGGGUAGUGGAAUAAUUGGCACAUUUGGGCAGUCAGAAGAACUACGCUGUGUAAUUGUUGUGAUACGCCAUGGUGAUCGGACACCAAAACAGAAGGUGAAAUUGAAAGUUACAGAGGAAAAGCUCCUGAAUUUGAUGUUGAAGUACAAUGGUGGAAAGCCAAGAGCUGAGACGAAACUGAAAAGCGCCAUACAAUUACAAGACUUGCUAGAUGCUACAAGACAACUUGUACCACCAACUAGGUCUGGUCGGGAGAGUGAUAGUGAUGCUGAAGAUAUCGAGCAUGUUGAAAAACUUCGACAAGUCAAAGCAGUACUGGAGGAGGGCGGGCAUUUCUCGGGCAUUUAUAGGAAAGUGCAGCUAAAGCCACUGAAAUGGAUAAAAGUUCCAAAGCGCAAUGGUGAUGGUCAAGAGGAACGACCAAUUGAAGCCCUGAUGAUUCUGAAAUAUGGUGGUGUACUCACUCAUGCUGGGAGAAAGCAGGCAGAGGAGUUGGGAAGGUUUUUCAGAAACAACAUAUAUCCAGGUGAAGGAACUGGUUUGCUUCGUCUCCAUAGCACGUACAGACAUGAUUUAAAAAUAUAUAGUUCAGACGAAGGCCGUGUACAGAUGUCUGCAGCAGCAUUUGCAAAAGGCCUUCUUGAUUUGGAAGGGCAGCUGACUCCAAUACUGGUAUCUCUAGUAAGUAAAGACUCCUCCAUGCUAGAUGGACUGGAAGAUGCGAGCACCGAGAUGAAUGAAGCAAAGGCUAGGUUGCAUGAGAUUAUCAUUUCGAAUACUAAAGAAAAGGACACUGAAGGGUCAGCAGAAUUUCCGUGGAUGGUUGAUGGUGCAGGAUUGCCUGUAAAUGCUUCCCAACUCCUGCCAAAGAUGGCCAAGUUGACAAAAGAAGUAACUGCACAAGUCAAGCUACUCGCUGAAGGUGAAGAUGAAAAGCUUGCAUUGACAAGCUCAUUUUCUAAAUAUGACCAAGCAAAAGCUCUUGGGAAGACAACUAUUGAUGUGGCUCGAAUUGCUGCUGGGUUGCCUUGUGGUAGUGAAAGCUUCCUCUUGAUGUUUGCCAGAUGGAGAAAACUUGAGAGGGAUUUAUACAAUGAAAGAAAAGACCGUUUUGACAUUACCCAGAUCCCAGAUGUAUAUGACUCCUGCAAAUAUGACCUUUUGCAUAAUGCUCAUCUUGAUCUUGAGGGUUUGAAAGAGCUCUUCAAAGUUGCCCAAACACUUGCUGAUGGUGUCAUUCCAAAUGAGUAUGGGAUCAACCCAAAGCAAAAACUAAAAAUUGGUUCAAAGAUAGCACGCCGUUUAUUGGGAAAAAUCCUAAUUGAUCUACGCAACACUCGUGAAGAAGCUAUCAGUGUUGCUGAACCAAAAUUUAUUGAAGACGAAGCUAUAUUCCUACCAACAAAAGAAGCAGAACACCAGCAAAAGAUUCAUGUUAGAAAUGAGGAUGGAAGAAGAUCUAGUUCUACUAGUGAGAAGUCAUUGGACCAGGAAGAUGAAGAUGAUAGAGAAACUAAAUAUCGCCUAGAUCCUAAGUAUGCCAAUGUGAGGACACCUGAGCGUCAUGUCCGCACAAGGCUUUACUUCACAUCGGAAUCUCAUAUACACUCCUUAAUGAAUGUCCUUCGCUACUGCAAUUUGGACGAAUGUCUACAAGGAGAAGAUAGCCUUGUCUGCCAAAGUGCUUUGGACCGUCUACAUAGAACUAAGGAGCUUGACUACAUGAGUAAUAUUGUGCUUAGAAUGUUUGAAAACAUAGAGGUUCCAUUAGAAGAUGAGAAAAGGUUCCGGAUUGAAAUGACAUUCAGUCGUGGUGCUGAUCUCAGUCCCCUAGAGGACAAGGCCAGCGAAAGUUCUUCCUUGCUCCAGGAGCACACCCUGCCAAUAAUGGGACCCGAGAGACUACAGGAAGUUGGGUCCUGCUUGACGAUGGACAAGUUUGAGAAAAUGGUGCGGCCAUUUGCCAUGCCUCCGGAGGAUUUCCCCCCUGCUGCUCCCCCACAGGCCUUGGGCUACUUCACAAAAGGUGCUGGAGUGCUUGAAAGGUUGGCUAGCCUCUGGCCUUUCCACAAGGGUGCAGGCGCAACUAAUGGAAAAUAGCUGAAAGCUACAAAUAGCUGGAAUCAGUUCAUGUGAAUAUUCUUAGUUUGUAGCACUGCUAAAACACCACCCCAAUUUUGACAAUCUGAAUCAACAAGAAAUUUUUGCUGGCUGUCUUGAACUGUUGAUGAUGUUGUAAGCAUCGGAACCAGCUUAACUUGUUCCUGGACGCUUUGCUACACAUGCUAAUAAUUGCAUUAUUCACUGGUGCGGGGUUGUUUGUGGUAUUUCCAUAUCAACCGUGUGGGUGAUGAUGGUCACUAUUGAUGUGCAUGCUCA